This is a messenger RNA of Bufo gargarizans (Asiatic toad), 3938 nucleotides long. RefSeq names its product beta-1,4-galactosyltransferase 2 (gene B4GALT2). Lineage: Eukaryota; Metazoa; Chordata; Amphibia; Anura; Bufonidae. Bases 345 to 1472 code for a protein of 375 amino acids. Gene Ontology annotation, biological process: carbohydrate metabolic process. The record is from RefSeq and is a predicted model, not a curated record. The transcript is spliced from 7 exons. Gene Ontology annotation, molecular function: glycosyltransferase activity.
UGCCUCUUCUCCGCCGCUCUGGUCGCUCGGCUUCCGUAGCUGAUGCUGGAGAUUGGGGGGGGGGGGGUCUCGGGUUAUCGAUCAGCCGGGUGUACACCCGAUUCUGCAGCUCGGACCCGCGGGAGCCCCUCCCCUUUUCGCCGGCAACACAUAGAGCAACAAAGUAUCAACCGGGAAGAUGCGGAGCCGGGCCCCGGGGAGAGGAGCGAGCCGGCCCGACGACAUGGAGCCCGGGAGGACGAGGUGACGGCCGCCCGCCUGGACCUGGACCAUUUGCGGACAGUGCUGGGCUCCCACCCCUGAGGGGCUGAUGGUUUCCAGUCCGCCCACCUCCACUUCAGAAGAUGACCAGGCUGCUGCUGGGCGUCACUCUGGAGAGGAUCUGUAAGGCCGUGCUCCUCCUCUGCCUCGUGCACUUCGUCAUCAUCAUGAUCCUCUACUUCGAUGUCUAUGCUCAGCGCUUGGACUUCUUCACCCGCUUCAAUGUCAGGAACUACUCGCGGCUUCACCCAUACUACAACUUCACCAGGCCUAAUGGCACUGUGCACAGCUAUGCCGCAGCUGUCCCCUCCACUGCCGAGACCUGCACUGCCAGCGCCAAGGUGGAUCCUAAUCAGACGGCGACUGAGAGGCCUCUUCCUCCAUGUCCAGACUCUCCGCCGGGGCUGGUUGGCCGCCUGUUGAUUGAGUUCAGUUCCCCUAUGAGUAUGGAACGGGUGCAACGAGAGAACCCGGACGUGACGGAGGGCGGCAGAUAUGCGCCUAGUGACUGCCAGCCCAAAGAGAGGGUGGCCAUUAUCAUUCCAUUCCGACACCGGGACCAUCACCUCAAGUAUUGGCUCCACUAUAUCCACCCCAUCCUGCGCCGCCAGAAGGUGGAAUAUGGCAUCUACAUCAUUAAUCAGUUCGGGGAGGAGACGUUUAAUCGCGCGAAGCUCCUGAAUGUCGGAUUCCUGGAGGCGCUGAAGGACGCAGAAUACGACUGUUUUAUUUUCAGCGACGUCGAUCUCAUCCCCAUGGACGACCGCAAUCUCUACCACUGCUACGAGCAGCCGCGCCACUUUGCUAUCGCCAUGGAUAAGUUCGGUUUCCGGCUGCCGUACGCCGGAUAUUUCGGAGGAGUUUCUGGUCUGAGUAAGCUGCAGUUCCUAAAGAUUAAUGGAUUCCCGAACGAGUACUGGGGCUGGGGAGGAGAGGACGACGAUAUCUACAACAGGAUCACAUUGAACGGGAUGAAGGUUUCCAGACCCGACAUUCGCAUCGGACGUUAUCGGAUGAUCAAACACGAGCGAGAUAAGCACAACGAGCCCAACCCCCAGCGGUUCACAAAGAUCCAGAACACGAAGGUGACGAUGAGGAAGGACGGGAUCAACUCGCUGCGCUACCAGGUUGUGCACUUCGCCAAAUGCCCCAUGUACACAAACAUCACAGUGGAUAUUGGGAAGCCCCCGCCGCGGCCGGUGCGGGGGUAGGGCCCGGUCAUCCGCUGCACCGGUACAGCAUGGUGGGCUUCCCUGCACUUGGACAAUGACCCCCUGUCACCGCACGCGGCUCACAGGGCGUCACCAGAAGAUUGUAGCAGCCGCCAGCGGGAUCUACUGUGAUCUGCCCAGGAGGGCCGCCAGCGGGAUCUACUGUGAUCUGCCCAGGAGGGCCGCCCCCCGCUCACUGGAUGCUGGGGUCUUUUUUAUUUUUGGAAGCUGCCAAAUGGGGCAAUUGUUCAAGACUCCAGUUACCUCCAGAGCUGCAUUCACAGUUCUGUCGGUUUAUUAUGGAACACACCGCACACUAUGAUCUGCUGCCUUGCACCGCGUGGCUGCCGCCAUCUACACAGGGGGACUCUGGGGUGCUCUGGGGCCCCCAAACUGGCCAUAAUAGUCAGCCCCAUGAGGAAUGUAGACCGCAGCGGGGGGGGGGAAGACGUGACCGUCCAGGUGGACGCGGCCUUCGUGGUGGCUGCAGCGUCUUUCACCGCGGGGAGCACAACGGACGGGGUUACAGGACAGACACCGACCUUUGCCCUCUGCGUCUCCUGCAGUUAACCCUUUGCUCCGCCCCAAUCUUCAUGCUUUUUUUAGAUUUUUUUUUUCACAAUUUUCUGUAUCUGAUAUAAAGACGCGACGUGCAUGAGAUCCCCGGAGCGCCGCCGCCGCCGCCGUGCAUGUGACGCAUAUAGCGACUCUACUGCUGGCCAGUGCCCGCCGGGGGCCACAGUUCCUGUUUUGUAGCUUUCGGGUGACAAUUCUAGGCCCACCGUUUGCGGAAGAAGACCACCGACGGCGGUGCGAGGUCCGGUGACGUGGCCGCCACUCCUCUGGACAUUUAGAUGAACAGCCUUCAGCACACGGGCGCGGUGUUUCCGCAGCCGAUUUGAGCAGCACCGGAGAAAUGGCGUUACGUCUUUCAGGCAGAGUUUGCCACAUUCCCCAUUGACAUCAAAGAGGAAGAAAAAAAGCUCUAAAGCCAACUGUACUCCACUCACAGCCAGAGCUGCACUGACAAAUCUGAUGUUACAUUGUGUCUUAUACUCCAGUCACCUCCAGAGCUGCAGUCACAAUUCUGCGAUUAAUCAUGUCUAUAAUCCAAUCACACCCAGAGCUGCAGUCACAAUUCUGCUGUUACAUCAUCUUAUACUCCAGUCACCUCCAGAGCUGCAGUCACAAUUGUUACAUCAUGUCUUAUACUCUGGUCACCUCCAGAGCUGCAGUCACAAUUCUGCUGUUACAUCAUGUCCUAUAUUCCAGUCACCUCCAGAGCUGCAGUCACAAUUCUGCGAUUAAUCAUGUCUAUAAUCCAAUCACACCCAGAGCUGCAGUCACAAUUCUGCUGUUACAUCAUGUCCUAUAUUCCAGUCACCUCCAGAGCUGCAGUCACAAUUCAGCGAUUAAUCAUUUCUAUAAUCCAAUCACACCCAGAGCUGCAGUCACAAUUCUGUUACAUCAUGUUUUAUACUCCAGUCACCUCCAGAGCUGCAGUCACUAUUGUGCUGUUACAUCAUGUCUCUACUCCAGCCACAUCCAGAGAUGCUGUCACAAUCCUGCUGUUAAAUCAGGUCUUAUACUCCUGUCAUACCCAGAGCUGCAGUCACACUUUUACAGCAUGUCAUACAGUCACACCCAGAGCUGCAGUCACUAUUCCAUUGUCACAGCAUGUCUUAUACUCCAGUCACGCUAUUGCAGCAUGUCUUAUACUCCAAUCACACCCAGUGCUGCAACCACAAUUCUGCUGUUACAUCAUGUCUUAUACUCCAGUCACCUCCAGAGCUGCAGUCACUAUUCUGCUGCUAUAAAUCUCCUGUGGUCACGCACCUAGUUGAUACCCCACAUCUAUAGAUGCGUAUAUUGCAGAAUUUUGAUUGCAGCUCUGAAUGUGACUGGAGCAUAAGCCAUGUUGGGAUUAGUAAGGGGUUCUUGGUUUUGAGGUGGAGGUUAAACGCUCAGUAUUGGAGCUGCUGGUAGUAUUGUACUAACGGGACACGCAGAUUGCGGUGUGAGCUGUGACUCGCCCCUUCCGAGGUCCUGUACUAACCACCCCGGGGGAGAUGCCCUUGUGUGGGCGGAGUCAUGAGGUUAUAACGUACAGACGGGGUGCAGAUAUUUUCUUUCUAUCCCUCGUGACUCAAACGACAGAUCUGCUGCUUCGUUACAAUGUCUCAUGAGAUUGCGCAGGAGGCGCGUCCAGAGGCGAUAUCGGAACGGUCUGCGGCAUGCUGAGAGGGGCGCUGGCGAGGAGACGAGAAUGUGACCGCUGUGGAGGUAUGCUCCUGCUUUACAGCUGCCGUAAAGUGAGCCUGAUGGCGCGACAAUGUAGCAGACGCAGGAUGUGGUCGGGGGGCUCCGCUGCUGCCCCUGCGCGCGCAGCUCUGUCCACUUUGGAUGCUUCUUGUAAUUCUUUUUGUAAUCUCCGUCUUUACAGUUUUCAUAAAAUAAUUGUUGACA